This is a messenger RNA of Symbiodinium necroappetens, 933 nucleotides long. The record is from the annotation of a GenBank genome assembly. Lineage: Eukaryota; Dinophyceae; Suessiales; Symbiodiniaceae.
AUGGCCAGGGUGCGUCCUGCUUCGAGACAUUUUCGGAAGGGCUCAUGUGUGGGGCUGUUGGCACUACUGCUUGCGUCCGCGCACGCCUUCGUGCAUGCACAAUUGGGAGGAUGCCUGUCCCGCUCUCAGACCCAGACGCGGGCCUCCAGUCGAAGAGAGGUCCUCGCGCUGCUUCCCCUCGCGGAGGCCCUGCAUGCUGGCUCAGCUGAAGCUCUAGAUUCUGCCCUCCGUGGCCAGAAAGUUGUGGUCUUGGGAGGCUCUGGAUUUGUGGGGCGACGAAUAUGCCAGCGACUCGUGGCCGAGGGCGCCCAAGUCACGAGCAUUUCUCGCACAGGAGGGCCGCCGUCGAAGGUCGGUGACUGGGCCUCCAGUGUCGCAUGGAAGAGGAAGGACGUGCUAACUGCCGAUUUAGUGCCGGAGAUGACCGGUGCAGGGGCAGUGAUAUCUGCCAUCGGCAGCAUCGGCUCGGCUGAUGAUGAACAAGGGAACGGAGCCACCAACGAAGCUGCAGUUGCAGCAGCGGCAAAAGCUGGAGUGAAGCGCUUCGUCCUAGUGUCCGCGAGCAAGGACGUUGGUGAAGCUGGAGUUGAUGCUAUUUUCGGACCGUAUGUCAAGGGCAAGCAGCGUGCUGAAGCAGCAGUGAAAGGCAGAUUUUCCGACAGCAGCCUGGUUCUGCAGCCGAGCUUUAUUUAUGGCGGUGAUGAAUUCAGUGCUACACCGCCACGGGUGGCUGGAUGGUAUGGUGAGAAGGUGGAGAACCUCUUGGCUACAGAGCUGUUCAGAGCAGUCGCGUCUGCAUCGCCUGCCUUCCUGCGACUCGCGCUCUCACCACCGCUUGCUGUGGAUGAUGUCGCGAAGGCAGCUGUGGCCGGCGCUGCUGGGCGUGCGACCGGAACUUUGGAAAGUCAUGAUGCCAUCUUGGCGGCCCGAUGA